CUCGUUCACCCGAAAGCCGAAUACAUCCUAUCGUGCCUCGGAACAGUCAGAAUUCGAGUUGGCGCUGGGUUGAGACGCCGUGAUGCGGUUCCUGGGUCUAAGCGUGGGUCUUUUGAUUGGCAUUGGGACGUUAAGCCUCGUUAGCCCUGUCUUCACGAAGUGGAAACCGUCCCUGCAAUGCCGGGACUUCGUUGGCGUCGAAGGACCACCGCUUCCAUCUCCCGACGGCGCCCCCGAUCCGUUUCUCCGCCUUGGCGUUCCGUCGCUUGACAACCAGGUGUGUGUCUUGACGCAGUUUUUCAAAGACUGCCGAGACUUCCCGUCUCCCCUGGUGGCCACGAUCGCCAACGCUCUUCUUUUUGGCACGGCAUUGAGUAACACAGUCUUUGUCGGGUUCGAAGCCACGCGAUCGGACUCUCGAGGCGCUGCAGCGUCGGCCAGUCUUACAGCUUUCCUCAUGCAGUACAUUGGCAUUUCUGUCAUCAUCCCUGCCGUGUGGUUCCCGUCGUUCCUCUACUCCCACGCAACUCCAUUGGCGCACCAGGCUCCUGUCUCUCGGCCGGCUGCCAUCAGCAUUGCCCAGCCCCGCCUCCUCGUGUUCAUUGCUCUUGCAAAUGUUGUUGUCGGUGCCAUGCUUCUGUACUUGGGGUUCGCACCAGAUUCGUCGAGCUACUCGAUUGCGUUCUUCGUCUUUCAAUUUUUGCCCAUCGCGUCGCCGUGGCUCUGGCCACUCUUCCGGUCGACCACCCCUUCAUCUGUCAAGGACGCCGUGACGUCCUCCGUCACUGCCACCCAAAUCUACUAUGCGUUUGCUGUGCUGUUUUCACUGCACCACUGGGUUGGUUUCGUCGUUCCGUUGAUAUUUACGCCUGACACGACGCCGCUCAGCAAUCUCGCGACGCUUUGGGCCUUCCUCAAGAAACUCCCCCAAGAAUCACGCGCACUGCCCACGUGGUUUCUCUUGCUGGACGGUAUUUCGUUGACUGCGACAAACGCCCUGAUUGUGGCCACUGAACAACAAACCUUCGCUUCGACCGUCACGUCGCUCUUGCUGUUUGCUGCUCAAUCUGUUGUGGUGGGACCGGGAGCCGCUUUCAUGCUCUUCUGCGCCUCGCGAGAACAAGCCAUUCGUCGCGUCCAUUACGUUGAUCCCCAAAAAUUAUCGUAACUUUGCCGCAACAUAGACCACACAAUCUCUGGCAUGAUUGCCGUGUGCUGCCAAGUUUUCCUCGCGUUUCCAUGGAAAUGGACGGGGACAUGGCUCAUUUAAAUCUGUCUCUGUAGGUAGAUGAAAUGUAUCGUGAAGGACACCCACGCACCAUUGCCUUCGAUGCCAUGUGUGCGACCACCACCAAAGACCCUUUCGGGUGGUGCAGUGCUCAUAGUGACCAAUGCUCAGAUUGGCGAUAUUGAUUCUGAGGAUGGUGCUCAGGAACUAAGGCAAAUCGCCGAAUAGGCGCAUUAUCCACUCUCGACACAUUGCAAGCUAUCCAAAGGGAGCGCUCUCGGCUGCAGUUGCCACGAAGUGCUCAUGAGCAACGACUGCCUUGCGGUUGGUGCUCGCUUGAGCUGCGACGCCACGGUUUACCAACAUUCCCAUGUCGAAGUUGCCCCGUAGCCAAUGAACGAGUCAGAUAACCGAAGCAAUCCGGAUAAAUUUUGUAUCUUCUACAAUUGUAAGUGAAAUUGGAA
Molecule: messenger RNA, 1692 nt
Organism: Aphanomyces invadans
Lineage: Eukaryota; Oomycota; Saprolegniomycetes; Saprolegniales; Verrucalvaceae
Exons: 1
Coding region: 83-1168 (361 amino acids)
Source: RefSeq, a predicted model, not a curated record